Pyricularia grisea is the source of this 1615-nucleotide messenger RNA. RefSeq lists its product as uncharacterized. NCBI's taxonomy places the organism in Eukaryota, Fungi, Ascomycota, Sordariomycetes, Magnaporthales, Pyriculariaceae. The record is from RefSeq and is a predicted model, not a curated record. The transcript is spliced from 3 exons. The coding region runs from base 512 to 1324 and encodes 270 amino acids. Gene Ontology annotation, biological process: mycotoxin biosynthetic process.
AGCGAUCCCACCCAAGGUCAUUCGGGCACAUGUUGCUUGCUGUCACAGCCGAUGGUCCCGCACCCUUGCUGGCAGGGGGGUGGGUCGUUUUUUCAUCGCUAGCAGGUAUCAAAUGUCUCAAAACGGCAGGAUACCCAUAAGUGGACGCCUUUGGGAAUUUAAGCAAAAUGGAUGGAACGAAGGUGAUGUUCCGCUAAAAGCUCACCUACUCCCGUGGGGUUUUCUUGGCCUUUCUUUUCUUUCCUUUCUACGUUUUGUACCUGUUACCACCAACCAUCAAUCUCUCAUUAUCCUGUCUUUGUUUGUCUCUGUAUCGUGCGGCAGGCCGUCAAAUCUUUCGCGUGUGUGCUGUUUAUAGUAUCGAUACCUCUAUCCUCUUGUCAAUCUUUACCUGUUCGUUUUUUUAUCACUCAUUCAAGAGCAGGCGGGUUACAUUCCUUUAUUUUUCUUUUUAAUUGGAAUAUUUUUUGAGAUUUUAUACUCUCCACAGCCAAGACACAACAAAGUCAGAAUGAUGGAACCAACCAAGCAAAGGCACGACUAUGCCAACAUCGAAGACCAUGACGAUAAUCUCUCUAGCACAGAGGUUGAGGAGUCACUGAUGGGAAUGGAUGAGGAGAAAAACUACAGCCGCCGAGACCAGAUGAUGCCGUCGAGGAGACCAAAGACGCUCGCCGCCAAGCUGCUUGCGCCCUUCAAGUCCGGCAGGUGGCUGAUUGACACAGCGCUCCUGCUCGUCAUUAUAGGUCUGCUGGUCAAGGACAAGUGGAAGGAUGUGGAAAACCCGUGGCAGUUUGGAGGGGACAUCACUGGCGUUGGGCCGAGAUUCUCGUCACAAAUUCAAACGUUCCACAUCGACCAGUCCUAUGCACCAUACAACACAUCCGAGUUCUUCAAGCCGGAAGUCUUGCAGCGAUGGAACUCUCUAAUGCCCAAGGGCAUGGGCUUCCAGUGGGUUAACGAUACGCACAAGUACCAUGACCUCCCGACGCCCAUCAUGUGGGACGAGGGCAUGACCGUCUUCACCACUUCGGUGACGCACAACCUCCACUGCCUGUUCGCCAUCGUGCAGACCUACUCAGGCCUCAAGUCGGGCCACGAGAUACCCGACGACCACCACUGGCACAUGAUCCACUGCUUCGACUACAUGAGGCAGGCCAUCAUGUGCUCGGCCGACAUGGCCCUCGAGGGCCUCGAGACUACCUUCCCCGAUCACAACGGUGGCUCCGACGGCUGGGAUUCCAAGCACGUCUGCAAGGACUGGAACCAGGUCAAGGAAUAUCUCGAGAGCGUGCGGGCUUAUGACGAUCAGCUUAUUUACUAGGCUGCUGUUGAUGCUUUUUUCCAGGAAUGAUUUGAGGAAAUAGAGGGUUUUUUUUUGUGUUUAAGAAAAAAAAAACCGUGUUGCUCUGGUAGCCUUUUUCGAUAAUAAUACCACCCACGCGAAAUGUUCACCAUGCUGCGUUCACCAUGCUGCGUCGCCAAAACGUUUAAAUUGGUUUUCUUUUUUUUUUUUUUUUUCUUCUUUUUUUUCUCCACCUUGCUGUAAUCCACGCAGUUUUGGUCGGAAGUCCCUAACCCAGACGCUGGAGAAAUGACUACCUAGGUAGACUAG